AUGCCAGUCAUCACCACCCAAAUCACCGAGCUCUUCGGCAUUGAGCACCCGGUCCUCCUCGCGGGCAUGAACGUUGCCGCCGGCCCCAAGCUCGCGGCAGCAGUUACAAACGCUGGCGGUCUGGGCGUCAUUGGCGGCGUGCGUGCCACUCCCAAGCACCUCCGCCGCCAGAUCCGUGACCUCAAGGCCGGUCUCAACGACCCCAACGCACCCUUCGGUGUCGACCUGCUUCUGCCCCAGCUAGGCGGUAGCGCUCGCAAGACCAACAAGGACUACACCAACGGUGGUCUCGAUGACCUGCUUACCGUCAUCAUCGAGGAGGGCACCAAACUGUUCGUGUCGGCUGUGGGUGUGCCACCCAAGUCGGCCGUGGACCGUCUGCACAAGCACGGCAUCCUUGUCAUGAACAUGGUCGGCGCCGUCAAGCACGUCCACAAGGCCCUCGAUGUUGGUGUUGACAUCAUCUGUGCCCAAGGCGGCGAGGGUGGUGGUCACACUGGUGACACGGCUACCAGCAUUCUCAUCCCGGCCUGUGUCGACGCUGUCCGUGGCAAGCUCUCGCCCCUUACCGGCAAGCAAGUGCCCGUCAUCGCCGCCGGUGGCAUCAGCGACGGCCGUGGCCUUGCUGCGGCCCUCAUGUGGGGCGCCCAGGCCGUGUGGGUCGGCACCCGCUUUGUCGCCUCAGUUGAAGCUGGUGCGCCUCCCAAGCACAAGGAGCUCGUUGUUACGGCUGGCUUUGGCGACACGGCUCGCACUCUCAUCUAUUCUGGACGCCCCAUGCGUGUCCGCAAGACCGACUACGUCAAGGAGUGGGAGGACACUAGGCAGCAGGAGAUCACCGAGCUGUGCGCGCAAGGCAUCGUUCCGCACGACAGGGAGCUCGAGAACAAGCCCGAACGCUCCUUGGAGGGGACCAAGUGGCUCAUGGGGGACGUGGCUGCUGUCGUGAACGAAGUACUCCCCGCAAAGACCAUCAUCGACAACAUGGUAAUGGAUGCUAAGCGAGCCAUUACCCAAGGCUACCAGGACCUGAACGGUGGUAGGGCGAAGCUGUAG
Apiotrichum porosum is the source of this 1056-nucleotide messenger RNA. RefSeq lists its product as uncharacterized. Gene Ontology annotation, molecular function: nitronate monooxygenase activity. The transcript is spliced from 2 exons. The coding region runs from base 1 to 1056 and encodes 351 amino acids. Lineage: Eukaryota; Fungi; Basidiomycota; Tremellomycetes; Trichosporonales; Trichosporonaceae. The record is from RefSeq and is a predicted model, not a curated record.